This is a messenger RNA of Hemicordylus capensis (graceful crag lizard), 8574 nucleotides long. RefSeq names its product protein phosphatase 2C like domain containing 1 (gene PP2D1). Lineage: Eukaryota; Metazoa; Chordata; Lepidosauria; Squamata; Cordylidae. The record is from RefSeq and is a predicted model, not a curated record. Gene Ontology annotation, biological process: protein dephosphorylation. The coding region runs from base 6282 to 8456 and encodes 724 amino acids. The transcript is spliced from 4 exons. Gene Ontology annotation, molecular function: protein serine/threonine phosphatase activity.
AUUUCGCCACCGUUUGACCCCCAGCUCGGGGCGCAGGGAGGGCGGGGGAGUGAUUCUCCACGAAGGGGACGGCUCUCGUGGUGGGUGGCGUGAAUGAUCAGCGCCAGAGUUCUAGGUCUUUAGGACAUCAUUAUAAUAACGAAUGGAUAUUUGCGAACUCCCUCUGCGUCAGUGCCCGGUAGGGAAGAUAAUUAUCUCCCCAAAAAAGAAAGAAAGAAAAGAGUCCGACUCUUGUGGCACCCUAAAGACUUCGCAGCUGUAUUAUGGCAUAAACUUCCGCCAGCAAUAAAUCUGCUUGUCCUGAAGAUGUCACUGGAUUCUUUGUCUGCAGAACCUGAUUGAUACGGGUUUCCUGGAAUUCAUCUCCUCAGAGGUGACCCAGAGGUUUCCCGUCUCCCCCGCCUGGCGGUCUCGGUACGCUCUCUCACUACGGAUCAAUAAUCUUCACGCUAGAAGGCAGGCGGAAGACUAUUCCCAGCAAUAGCUCAGAGUCCUGGGGACCACCGAAACCAACCCAACAAGCUAAGCGGCCUCACACCUGUUUCUAGCAAUCAGCACACGCCUGAAUAUUGACAGCAGGCUUGCAAUGCACGCGCACACAUUUCCCCUUUAAUGAAGUGGGCUCUGUUGCACGGAACGUAUGCCUAUUAGUCUUUAAGGUGUCACAAGGGUAGGAUUUGGGUUUGUUUUGUUGCUGAAACAGCUGAACACAACUAUCCCUGGAUUUCCCCCCCUCCCCCACUUCCUACUAGUUUUGCAUUUAGAGGAAAGGGAAGCGUCCUUACUUAAUAUUCCGUACUCUAAAUUCCUUAUCUAAGUCACUUAAUUUGUGAGAGAGAGAAAGAGUUAUCCAGUCAUCCAAAAACUUAGUUUAAGUGAGAGGAGAUGCUUUUCACUCAUGCUCUGAAAAGCUUGGCAAUUGAGGAGCCUAUCUUAACUUUUGUGCCAUACUGCCCAGAAGCAGUAUGGAUCAGGGAGCAAUUGGGGGGGGGGGCGGUGGGAUUUUUUUCUGUGUUUACCUUGUUUUGCAGUCUUUUCUAGACCACCAUUUCCCUAACCCUCUGUUUGCCAUUGCUUUCAAUGGCUCUCCAACCACAAAUUCGCCAACCGGAAGGGUUUCCCAGAAUGGAGGGAUGACUGUACUCAUUAUAUUGCUGAUAUGUAAGUCAUAAAGUUGUAUUUGUGCUCCUGGUUCAUACAGCUGUGCUAUAACGUGAUCAUUUCAAAUAUUUCUUGAGAAGUGCAGAAGUAUAAAUUAAGCAUAGACAGAUUAGAAGUUUAAGACUGAGCCCCCAAAUUGGUCUCUUAUCAGACAAUAAAUGACAGAGCAGAACAAACUGAGAUUGUCUCAUGCUAAAAAGAGCCACUCAAAAAUUUUUAAGAUUCAAACCUACCACUGAGUGCAUUGGUCCAAAAUAAGCAUAGAACAGGACUUGCAGUAUAAUGAAGUGUCCUGUGACUGCAUCUGUAUUAUACCUAUCGCAAAUUAAUCCACACAUCUUGGAUUAACUCCAAUUGGAUUAAUGUCAAGGAACAUUUUGCUUUCAAAUAAUCCAACAGUCCUGUGAGUAAAGAAUCCAACAGUCCUGUUGAGGGUAUAGAGAUAAGAAAGUACUAUAAUUCAUCUUAAGAACCUUUAUCUUUCCUGCUACAUUUUGCUGGGGGAGACAUGUUACUGCUACCCAAUCACAGCUAUGCCAAAAUCUUUGUUUUCGAUGGGCAGUUUUUAUUUCUGCCAUGGGGGAGGAACCAAAGAGUCUACAGGAACUAUAAGUCGGCAGAUAAUGUGUGUGCUUUAGCAGUUAAGUCUGUGGUUAAAAGUAGUUGACAAAUAAAACACUGUUGUGUCAGUUUAAAAAUAUACAUGAAAAUAGAGCAGGCCUGCACAGUAUAAGGCCCAGUGGCCGGAUCUGGACCAUGGAGACUUUUUGCUAAACCUGCCCCCCUCCCCCCCCCCCCACCCAUAAGAAUAUCUGCAGCAACAGCAGGAGCCAUGAGCUCUUGGCCUGACAAGCAGCAGCAGCUCAGUGCAAUUGGUCGCUCAAGAUCAGAUGAGAUGUGUGUGGCAGUGAUGGGCCAAUGAAUUAGAGAGCCAGUUGCUGCUGCUGCUUGAGCAGUUUGGAAUGGCAGUGGCAGCAGUAUCAGAAAGGCAGUGGCACAGGCAAAGUGCACCCCAAAAAAGCAGAGGAUGCACUUCCAGUCAGUUCCCUCUUCUUUGAAGGGGGCCACCCUCUCUGGAAACUGCCUUACACCACCAUCCUAUGCAAGUCUACUUGGGAAUACGUCCCAUGGUGUACCCAAUAAGGUUUACUCCCAAGUAAGCAUGCCGCCUAGGAUGGCAGCCUGAAAAUAAUAGCAACGUAGGGAGAGGAGAGAAUUUGGCAUUUGCUUGGGGCUGGCAUGCACUCGAGGUGCCCCACUGACUGAGCAGGGACAUGGCCUAUUUUCUGGCCACUAUUCUUGCUUAAAACUGCGGGUCCCUGGAGGCGGGCAGGAAUAUCCACAAGUACCAAUAAGGGCUUUCAUUAAAAUUGUUAAUUAGUUCUAAUAAAAUAAUGCACUGAAAAUUGAUUUCGGACCUGUGUACUAAGUCAUGGUUGGUUCUGGCACACCGGGGCGUUGGAGUUGUACACCCCUGAAAGAGAGGAAGGUAGGGAGAGAGAGAAUUGAUCUGUUUAAGCCCCUACUGGUUUAUAGGAAGUAACAUAGAGUGAAGCAUUAGGCCUGGAUAAAAUGUGCCAUGUGUUUAAAAAAACCAACCUUCCCUCCUUGUUCUAGGCGUAGUUGUUUCAGGAGGAAGGAAAGGGGAAAAAGCGUUUUGCUUUCUCAUGCUUCAGAGCUAUCACUUUCCAUAUCGGCUAUGUAGCAGUAAAAUGCUCAGGUCUGGGAGUGACAGCCAGUUCCAGACCUGAUUCACUAGCCUGCUAUAGCACAGUAGGGGAAGGCUCAAGGGAGUCAGGAAAAAAACGAUCCUUUCCCCAUUUCCCUUUCUAAAACUCUCUUCCCUGAUGAAGCCUGAAUAGCAUUACAGGGCUCCUACUUCAGACUGCCUGAAGCCCGGAGUGGGAACUAUUAUCAUGCUUGCUCAGACCCAUGUCUCUUAUAUAAACACCUGUGGACUUGGUUGUGUGUCUGGGGCUAGAUAUAGUUUCUGGGGGAAUUGCUCUUAAAGUGAGAGAACUUUUUGGAUGCUGCAACCAACUUUGACCAGCCAGAAAAGCAGGCAGCUACCCCCCUGGUACAAGGUGCCCAGAGUGGUACCAAAGCAGCAGGCAUACAUAACUAUGAAACACGUCUGGACAGUGAAGCACCACUAGGGCAGCAAACAGUCAAUGGGCUUUCAAAAGAAAAGCUGAGUUUUAUUGAAAGAGAACACAAUAAUUAGAGGUUGAGUGAGAUCAGGUUUAAAGGACAUACAGAGGGAAUGACUGGAGCCAUGCUGCUUGUAAGAAAAGUGAAAGUAGAAAUGAGUGAGAACAGGGAUGGGGGGGGGGAGAGAACAGUUUAUACCUCACCUGGUCUGUAAGAAAACUAAAAAAGUGAGGGAUGGAUAUGGAACUGGAGAUCCGGCCUUCACACUUUACUCAAAACCUUCACUGGGAGAAGUGCGUCUGAGGCUGCUGGGCUGGCACUUCUUCCAAAAAGGUCCAAACCAAAACAUAUGGAUGCUAGGCUGACACUAAGUUCCAAGCUGGCCUUGUGCAUGUAUGGUAUGUGUCACAAGCCAGGAUCAGACAGGAGGCAAGGAGGAAUCACAAAGGCUGGAGCUCUGCUGGGAGUCUGAGGGCAGUCUUGGGCAGAGCCUCACCAUCAACAUAAGAACAGCCCUGCUGGAUCAGGUCCAAGGGCCAUCUAGUCCAGCAGCCUGUUUCUCACAGUGGCCCACCAGAUGCCGCUGGAAGCCACUGUUACUCCCCUGCGACAGGUACUCAGAGGCAUCCUGCCUUUGAGGCUGGAGGUGGCUUUUAGUCCUCCAACUAGUAGCCGUUGAAAGACCUCUCCUCCAUAAAGUUAUCCAAACCCUUCUUAAAGCCAUCCAGGUUGUUGGCUGUCACCACAUCUCAUGGCAGAGAAUUCCACAAGUUGAUUAUGAAUUGUGUGAAAAACUACUUCUGUUUGUUGGUCCUAGAUUUCCUGGCAAUCAAUUUCAUGGGAUGACCCCUGGUUCUAGUGUUAUGUGAGAGGCAGAAGAAUUUAUCUCUAUCCACUUUCUCCACACCAUGCAUGAUUUUAUAGACCUCUAUCAUGUCUUCCUGCAGUCUUUAUUCUAAACUAAAAAGCCCCAGAUGUUGUAGCCUUGCCUCAUAAGGAAGGUGCUCUAGGCCCCUCAUCAUCUUGGUUGCCCUCUUCUGCACCUUCUCCAGUUCUACAAUGUCCUUUUUAAGAUGUGGUGACUAGAAUUGUAUUCAGUACUCCAGGUGUGGCCGGACCAUAGUUUUGUAUAAGGGCAUUAUAAUAUUAGCCAUUUUAUUUUCAGUCCCCUUCCUAAUGAUGUCUAGCAUGGAACUGGUCUUUUUCAGAGCUGCCACAAAUUAAGUCGACACUUUCAACGAGCUGUCCACCACAAUCCCAAGAUCCCUCUCCUGGUCAGUCACCGUCAGCUCAGCAUCAGCGUAUACUUGAAGUUGGGGGUUUUCGUCCCAAUGUGCAUCACUUUACACUUGCCAACUUUGAAGCGCAUUUGCCAUUUUGUCGCCCACUCCCCUAGUUUGGAGAGAUCCUUUUGGAGCGCCUCACAAUCGGUUUUGGAUUUCACUACCCAAAAGAGUUUGGUAUCAUUUGCAAAUCUGGCCACUUCGCUGCUUACGCCUACUUCUAGAUCAUUUCUAGAUAAAUUUAAAAGCACCGCUCUCAGUACAGAUCCCUGGGGGACCCUACUUCUUACUUCCCUCCAUUGUGAAAACUCUCUAUUUAGACCUACCCUCUGUUUCCUGUCUUUUAACCAGUUGGCAAUCCACACAUGUACUUGACCCCUUAUCCCAUGCCUGGAUUCAGAGCUGGGUUUGUGCAUGGUGUGUUCCACAAACUGGUUCUGGGGAGCAGGAGAAAACACAAAGGCAGGUGAUUGGCUGGGAGUUUCCAGGACAUGAUUGAGCAGAGUGUCCAUCACAGGGGCGUAGCUAUAAUUAAGCGAAAGGAUUCAAAGAACACGGCCCCCAGCUCCUGAGGGCCCUCCAGCUCCAUCCCUCCCUAUUAUCUUCAUUAUCUCCCUCACUCUGUUGGGCCGCCAGAGAGAGGGAUGAACACGGGCCCCUUCUCUCCUAGCUACACCCCUGGUCCAUCAGCAAUCCCACACAGAGCGGGGGUGGGGGGGUCAAUUAUAGGCAAGGAGAACUUCUGAAUUGGGCUUCCUGAGGAACAAAAGACAGGAGGCAGGGCACACUAAUAAUCUGGUAUUGAGGACUGUGGGUGUGUGGGUAAAUUGGCAUUAUUGGGUAUGAACACAAUGAGCCAGUUGAGGUGAUCACCUGGCUCAUUGUGCGAUAAGGGCAUAGAGACACUGAGAGUGCACUUACCUUAACUUCAUUGCAGGACAUCCUGACCUGUUGUCAGAAAUCCCUUAAUUGCAUGGGAGGGGUGAUCACUCGAAUCACCCCUCUAAAUGUACUACAACAAUUGGAGUUUGGGAGCAUCUGUAGAGGGACAAUUCAGAUGACCGUGCAAUGAUCCAGAUGAUAAUCUGAAUCGGCUCAAUUGCAUUAGCAGGGGGUUGGUUGGUCUAUUUAAACUUUCCUUUUUGUUCCAAGCCCCUGAAUUAGCAGACUAGCAAUUUUAACUUCAUUCAGAAUGCAAGAGCACCAGUUGGGAUUCCCACCUUUCCCAGACUCCAAACCCCUUUCUAUGUGACCACCUUGCUUGCCUGAAAAAGAGGCCAUCCCUUAAAGCACAAGCGCUGGUCUAUAUGACAGUUUGAUUUAGCUGAAAUGGAGACAAAAAUCCAAGUGUCAGGGUGGUAACAUUGCACUCUUAGAAACUGGGAAUACAUUGUCUGUGACAUAUUUCUGCAGGUCCAAUUUGUAAUUCUUCUAAGAGGCAUUACCGCUAACACUGUAAGAGGAAAUGUAACUGUUUAAUAGAACACACUUCAGGAUGCUUCUUGGUUACAUCUCUAGGAAUACAGAAGCUGUACAGUACCUCCCAUGACCUUGCUGCAGACAAAUCAGAACAAACCAUAUUUUUUCAGGCUUCUGUAGCAAAAGCCAAAUCAGAAUCAAGUGUUUUCCAUUGAGUACACAACGUGGAGACCAGUGCAUCUACUGCCUUCUCUACAAAAACAGAAUAUGUCAAAGAGAACCACAAACUCUAAACUUAGCCAAGGGGAGGAAGAUCCCACCAAGGUGGUGAAAGUUGAUUUCAAGAAAGUUGGUCGUCUCGACAUUACUAUUCUUUGUUCCAUAUGCCAAGCAGUAGUACCCAUUAGCCAACUCUAUCAUCAUAGAAAAGCCCAUCAAGCUCAAGCAGAACUGGAUUAUAAGAGACCAUGGGUGGAGACAAUAUAUAUUAAAAAAAUAGCCCUUCAGCGACGGCAACUAAUUUCAAGAAUGAGAAAGACUUCUAUGUAUACUGAAAGAGCGAGAGAGAAGAUUGAUUGUUCACUUGAAUUCCUUCUGGAAAGCCUUAAGUUUGCUCCGUAUUUUUGCAUCAAUAGCUUUGCUCAAAGUUCUGUGCAUGUUGAAGAAGUGAACAGCCCUUUGAUUAAAGCCAUAGCAAUUUGCCAAGAUAAAAAUGCUGCUUGGCACACAGACUUGGAAGAUGUAUGGGUUGUGUUAGACAAUUAUGGAAACAAGACAGGAACAUGCUUUCUUGGACUCUUUGAUGGAAGCAAUGGAGUUUCUGCUGCAGAUACAACUUCAGCUGAACUUCCCAUUUUAUUUCUUGAGCAGCUUUCUCGAGGAGAUCCCUCCUACCAAGUGAGUGAGGUGGAACAACAACUGUUAAAUUCAUUUUGCACCAUAUUUAGGGCGGAUUAUAGACUGAGAGAGAAAAUUUUCACUAACAAGAGACUCAAAGGCAAAACAAUUCCACCAAACAAUUAUGAAUGGAUUCACAGAGCAUAUGCCAAGGCUUUUUGGAGAAUGGACAGGCUUUUGCGACUUGGAAGAAACGAAGUUUCCAGGGUUUGCUGGAGCAGCUGUACAGCUGCCACCUGUUUAGUGGAAACGAUAAGCAACGAAAAGCAAAAACAAAAUGAUCAAGAAAGGGAGGGAAUGUGUGAAAGGAUAAACAAUGAAAAGAAGCAGAUCACACAGCGUGAAGAGCAACAGCCUGAAAGGAUAAGGAUAAGUACUGAAAAGGAAAAGAACUUCAUAAAACAAGAGGUGGCUCCAACUGUAAGUAACCAAGGGACAGAGAGCAUCAAGGGGCAGCAGCAGGAAGAGAAAGAGCUGCCUGAAAUGAUAAAUAAGGAAGCGAGUGUCUCAGAACCAGGAGAGCUGCUUGCAAGUAAUAAAGACAGGAUCGAGGAAAAGAAUGUCCUUGAAAACAAUCACAGCUCUGAGCAGCCUGAUGAAAGUAGUGUUGGAAUAAUGCAUAUAGCUAAUAUUGGUAACGUUCAUGCAGUUUUAUGCAAAAAUGGGGAAAGCUAUUGGCUUACUAAAGAACACACUACUUACUGUACAGAAGAAAAGAUCCGUGUUUUGCAGAAUGGUGGAUAUAUCAGCAGUAAUGAACCCAAAGGACUUAUAGAAGGACUUAUCAGAACUACCCGUGGCCUUGGCCAUCAUGGAAAUCCAGCACUGAAAAAGACUGUCAUUCCUGUUCCACAUACAGUUUCCUUCCCUGUUGAUGACUCAUGUCAGUUUCUCAUUUUAGCUUCUAAUGGACUUUGGGAGGCGCUGGAUAAAAGUGAAGUAGUGGCACUAACAUUAAUUAUGUUCUCUGCUUAUUUGGAAAAGUAUCAACAUGCCCAGCUACAGAAGAGCUGCAUGCCAAAAACGUCAGCUACAGGUGAUGCAGAAGAGGACUUCUAUUUAUGGUAUUUGAAUAAUGAACUUUUUUUUACAGAUGUAGAAGAUAAUCAGAAUAAUGCCAAUUUAGAGCCACCAGUAAAAAGCAGCUCAGAAAAUGAAGAGAGUGCUCAGCUAGACUCGUUGAGGGAAAAUAUGGAAGAGCAAGAAUGGGAAAACUCUUCAGAAGAGAGUGAGUUACUAAAGAUUGCCGAGUCAAGUGAGGAUACUUCAUCAUCAGAAGACUCUGAGGAAAUGUUGAUAGGCUCUGACCAUCAGGAAAGUCAAGUGCUCGACGAACGUGUAGACGAGACGGUAUCAGAUAAUCCUGAAUCAUCUUCACAAACAUCAGAAAGUGAAGAAGCAGAUCCAAGGACAUUUUACAUCCAUGCAGCAAAAUAUAUUAGUAAGCACCUUGUAAGAGCUGCACUAAAAGCAGGUUCCAGAGAUAACAUUACUGUUUUGGUUGCACUCUUAAAUGGAUGUGAUAAGAUACCCACUUAUGUUUAGCAUGUAUAUUAUACUUGUGAGGGUAGUCAGUAUGAAGGGAAAUUAUAGUGAUGUAGCUCCAAGUCAACCCAUUUUAUGACAGCAGAAGUCAUGCCAUAAUAAAUACUCCAAAACUGAA